CAGUCGCAGAACCCUUUUGAGGUUUGCAGGAAGGAAGAGAAAAGAAAUGAAAGAAUAAAGAGGGGAUGGACCCGUGUGCAGGCUGUGGGAGAGGAAGAACAUGACCUUGUCGGUUGUUCUGCAAAUGCCACUCCACACUGUCACCGCAUUAUCUCUCUUUUCGUACGAUCCCCACUCACCUGUUCCUCUCUCUCCUGCUUCUUUAUGGCCUGGAUGGCCACUAGGAAACACAAUUCCUUCCCUUAAACCAAGUCUCUCUCUCCCUCCCUCUCUCUCUCUCUCUCUCUCUCUCCUCUCUGUGGAUUCUCUCAGAUUUUAGGAUUUAACGAGGCUACUGAAUCAGCUGCUUCCUUCAAUUCCCCAAAUCUAAAGUGUCCAAGACACUCAGGGGGAAAAGGAGGAGAUUGAGUUGGAGGUUUUUCUAUGUGUUCCUUCCUUCUACUUUUGUUGCAAGACUUCGGAGCCCAAGUAGGGGAGAGGGAAGGGUUUCCAGAACAGUAAAGUGGGUUGGUUGGUGGGAUCAGCACCACACACUAUGUCAAAAUCAGCAUGGGAAAAAAGAAACUUGUGAGAACAAGUAUUACAUGGGGGGUCAGCUGGGGGAUUAGGCCUUCGAUUAGGAUAUGCUUCUCUGAUUAGAUGGAGUAUGAAUUAGGGUGGAGACCAGCACAGGAGACUCCAUGAUUUAAGACGAUAAUCAUGAUGGAGGGGAAGAAGACUAUGACCUCUAGUUUGUUUUGACAUGAUAAUUUCCAUUAAAUAAACACGUAGGAGAUUCGAAGAUCGAGGCUGUAUUUAUCAGCAGGCCUGGGCAAGAUUUGAUGGAACUGGGAGACUUAGAACAGGAAAGAGAGAUGCCGAGUUCUUUGGGGUAUACCCCUCCACAUAAAGAUUCUUCCUCCAAAUUCUCUGCUGCAAAUAGAAGAGAUCAAACCCUAGAUCAGCCAAAUCAUCUAUAUCCUCAAAACCACCACCCACCAAAUCCACACCAAUUAGCUAACAAGCCUAGAAGAGAAUAUCAAGAAACCGACCAAGAUCCAUUUGCAGUCGCGUCUCCAUCUCCAAUUGCGGUAGCUACCGGCGGCACUUCGGUCAGCAUUAAACCACACACGGAACCACCAUCGCCGCCGCAAGGGCAACUCACGCAGUCCCCCACGCCACAGCCACAGUCAGUGACGGCUCUUAUCUCCACCUCCUCCAUCCGAUAUAGAGAAUGCCUUAGGAAUCAUGCGGCGAGCAUGGGCGGCCAUAUCAUCGAUGGUUGUGGAGAAUUCAUGCCCAGCGGGGAGGAAGGGACGCCGGGGUAUUUCAGAUGUGCUGCGUGUGAGUGCCACCGCAAUUUCCAUCGGAAGGAGGUCGAUGGUGAACCGCAGUACACACCUAGUCUGUACUAUAGCAGCAACAAGACCAAUGGCCAAAGAGCUGCUUUACCUCCUCCCCAACAUCAUGCAAUUCCCCAGCCGAACCCAAUCAAUCUGCAUCACAGGUUCUCUUAUUGCAUAUCAAGCGCUGCUACCACCACCACCACGAUGGCCCUAAAUCAACCAGUGAUGAUGGCCUUCGGCGGGGGCGUCCCAGAAGAGUCUUCUAGUGAAGACCUUACUAUGAUUCAACAUAGCGAUGCUGUGCUGCGUUCAACACAGCUGGCGUCGUCUAAGAAAAGGUUUCGGACAAAGUUCACGCAGCAACAGAAAGACAAGAUGAUGGAAUGCGCCGAGAAGUUGGGGUGGAGGAUUCAGAAGCAAGAUGAGCAAGAAGUGACCCAAUUCUGCGCUGAGGCCGGUGUGACGAGAAAAGCUUUCAAAGUGUGGAUGCACAACAACAAACAAGCCAUGAAGAAGCAACAAAGGUAAAAAGAUCAAGUUACUCUUGUUCAGGAAUAAGAUUGUAAUUGUUGAAACUGUCUGUUUAUAAUUAGAGGAGAUAGAUCGGAGCAGGCAAUUUUGGCCGAUUUUCCCUCAUUUCCAAGGCUUUGUUGUAGCGUGAUCUGCCCUUUUUAGAUGCUUCUGAAUCAUCAGCAACUCAGAGCUGCUUAUUAAUUCAUGGCGACACCUGUCUGCCAUGCCUUGAAUUAUACAGAAAGAUAAUAGCUAGAGUGAAUUUUUGGGUCCUCGUGACAGAGA
Messenger RNA from Eucalyptus grandis, 2123 nucleotides. Its product is annotated as zinc-finger homeodomain protein 6. The record is from RefSeq and is a predicted model, not a curated record. Bases 822 to 1853 code for a protein of 343 amino acids. Lineage: Eukaryota; Viridiplantae; Streptophyta; Magnoliopsida; Myrtales; Myrtaceae. Gene Ontology annotation, molecular function: DNA-binding transcription factor activity; transcription cis-regulatory region binding. Gene Ontology annotation, biological process: regulation of DNA-templated transcription; regulation of developmental process. The transcript has 2 exons. Gene Ontology annotation, cellular component: nucleus.